Molecule: messenger RNA, 1932 nt
Organism: Fusarium sp. VM40
Lineage: Eukaryota; Fungi; Ascomycota; Sordariomycetes; Hypocreales; Nectriaceae
Source: the annotation of a GenBank genome assembly
AUGGGUGUGCCUUCGGAGCGCACUGGAGGUGACGGGUCAUCAUCUAACCCUCGAAGAACUGGCGGCAGUCAAUCUAUCGCUCGAGUUGCUAAUCCUCAAGGCCACGACGAGCAAUCGCCUCUUCUAAGCAAUAAUGCCGAUGUCGCCAAUACCCAUGGAGAAGAAGAUGAUUCACAGACUACUAAGAGUAUAUGGUAUAUGCUCCUGUUGACCAUCAGCAUUGGUGGUCUUCAGAUUGCAUGGUCCGUUGAACUUUCCAACGGUUCACCAUACCUCUUGUCCCUAGGACUGAGCAAGUCCCUCAUGGCUCUUGUUUGGAUUGCAGGUCCCUUGACAGGUACGCUCGUUCAGCCAUACGUCGGUAUGCUGAGUGACAACUGCCGCUUGCCUAUGGGAAAGAGAAAGCCAUUCAUGAUUGGAGGAUCUAUCGCAACAAUCCUUUCCCUUUUGUUCCUUGCUUGGGCCAAGGAGAUCGUCGCCAGUGCAUCCAACAUCCUUGGUUUUGAUCCCCUCUCUCAAGGUGUCAAGACCACAACCAUUGUGGUUGCAGUCAUUGGCGUUUAUGUUCUCGACUUUGCCAUCAACACUGUUCAAGCAUCAAUUCGAGCCUUUAUUGUCGACUGCGCCCCGGCUCAUCAACAAGAGUCUGCCAAUGCCAUGGCUAGUCGAAUCACCGGAUUCGGCAACAUCGUAGGAUACAUCGCUGGAUACGUCGACCUGACUCGACACCUCGGGUUCCUUGGGAAGACACAGUUCCAGAUCCUAUGUGCUAUCGCAUGUGUUGCCCUUGCUUUGACUGUUUUUGUGAGCACGGCCAUCAUCAAGGAGCGAGACCCCCGCCUCGACGGACCUGCCAGCAAAGAGAACCACAGCGUUUUCUCUUUCUUUUUCACCAUCUUCAAGUCGAUCAAGCGCCUUCCACCCCAGAUCAAGAGGGUGUGCGAGGUGCAGUUCUGUGCCUGGGUUGGUUUCUUCCCUCUGCUGUUCUACACGUCCUCCUACAUCGGAGAAAUCUACGUCGAACCAUACCUCGAGGCGAACCCCCACAUGUCCCCGGAGCAACUCAACAAAUUGUACGAGCAAGCGACCCGAAUCGGUACAUUUGCACUCCUCAUCAACUCCGUCGUGAGCUUACUCACCAAUGUCUUCUUACCUUUUUUCAUUGCCCCGACGUACGACAGCCAGCCUGCCAUAGGCGCCCCAGGGGAAACCCCAGCUGCAGGCUAUUACGAUGAGGAGGAGGACGAGAAGCCCUCGUGGCUUGAUAGAUUGGCAAUUCCCGGCCUUACCCUCAAGCGCGCUUGGUUCCUCUCGCUUCUUCUCUUCGCCGGAUGUAUGUUUGCUACACUCUUCGUACGAACUGUAAAGGCGGCUACUGUGCUGAUUGGUCUCGUUGGUGUUACUUGGGCUAUGACAUUGUGGGCUCCCUGGGCCAUCAUCAGUGCUGAGAUCAGCCAGAGAGAUGCUCUGAUCCGUGCCCAGAAGAUACGACAAGCGGCUGCCAGAGCAAACAACAACGGAGUUGCGGAUGAGGAAGAGGAAGAAAUUGACCAGGCUGGAGUCAUUCUUGGCAUCCACAACAUGGCGAUCGCGGCUCCCCAGAUCAUAGCUACUGUUGGCUCCAGCAUCAUUUUCAAGCUUUGGCAGAAGCCACGAGGUACACCAGGAGAUCACAGUAUCUCCAUUGUGUUCGCUCUCGGUGGAAUCUGCGUUUUGGUUGCUUCGUUCUUUGUGGCCAAGAUCAAGGAUGACUCCACCACGCCACCCGAUGCCGUGGCUGAUGCCGAGCAGGGCCAGAGCGGAACUGGUGCUGAUCCAGCGCGCCGACCUCUGAACAGACGCAAGUCCACCAAGGAGCAGCUCCCCAGAGCAACCCAGGCCCGGGCCGGACUCAUACGACACAAGAGUUUCGGGGGUGCUGAGAUGCACUAA